Messenger RNA from Perkinsus marinus ATCC 50983, 816 nucleotides. RefSeq lists its product as hypothetical. The record is from RefSeq and is a predicted model, not a curated record. The transcript is spliced from 9 exons. Lineage: Eukaryota; Perkinsozoa; Perkinsida; Perkinsidae. Bases 1 to 816 code for a protein of 271 amino acids.
AUGAACGAUGACGGGAUCUUUUCUGCCCUCGAGGUUGGGUAUGGGAAGGCAAUGAUAGGUCUCGGCUGCGGUUGUCUGCUCGCGGGCAUCGUUGGUGUGAUGUCAGCAUACAGCCGGAAGCGGUACCUCUUAUCGGGGUAUGUCCUCUUAUCGGUGCUACUAGGAGGGAGCCUACUCGCUGUGUCAUGCGUGGGAGCACUGAAUCUUACUCAAUGUGAACCACUACGGCUUCAGGUCCUAGCGGAUGUCAGUCGUACCGAUGCUGAUAAGUUUGCCACUGUAUGUGGUCGUCAUCGGGAUACUGGAGCCCUCUAUGGAUCCGAGCGGAUGUUGAUACUAAUGAGUGAGUACGAGAGUAUGAGUCAAGCCUUGAGCAACUGCAUGGCGAACCACACGAAUACCUCUGCUGGAGGCUCCUUGGAGGAAUGUCCAGGAGCUGUAGAUGACCAACUUGUCCCAUGGGAGGUCCAUCGAUAUAGUGGACUGCUGAGGGAGGCUGAGAGGCGUUACCAUUGUGGAGGUGCCUGCGAGCCUGGUACGCCCCUGUUCGGCUGGUCGGAGGGUGCAGGCAAAGGAGGUGGAGGGCUUCGAGAUGGGGUCGGGGAUAAGCCGCUAGAGCCUUGUGUGAAGGGCAUCAUGGAGGAUCUCCAAGGGCAGGCUAAUGCGAACGCAGCUCAGAAGCGGCUCGAGGGUCGUCGGCAGCAGCAGCAGCAGCAACACGGCCUCUACCAGCUGGCACCAUCAACUGAGCAGCUCGGCUUGCUGUCCAUAAUGCUGGGUGAGGAUAGCACUGAAGACAGUGAUGAUGAAAACUGA